AUGUGGAAAGUGGUCCUCUUACUGUCAUUGCUUGUUCUAUCAUUACAAGCCAAUAAAUGCAAAGAAUGUGAAGAGUCGGUUAAGAACUCCAGCGGAGUCAAGAAAUGCGUUAGAAAGGAUGGAUGUUGUCCAAGUAAGAUAACAUAAAAUUAAGAAGCACUUCCUAUAAAGCCAUCCUUCAUAAAAGUUGAGUAAUAACUCGGAAAAUCAUUUGUAAAAAUUUCAUUUCAUUUAUUAUUAUGGUUAACUAUUAAAUAUAUAACAAUCGAUAUUAUAGAAGGAGUUGGUCAAGUUAACUGCUUUGUUAACCCAUGCCAAACCUCAACUGCUUACAAAUGUGUAGCCAGCUACUGUGCAGACAACCCUUGUGGCAAAUACGAAUACGACCAAGAUCUUAACCCAAUUUAA
Messenger RNA from Bursaphelenchus okinawaensis, 408 nucleotides. The record is from the annotation of a GenBank genome assembly. NCBI's taxonomy places the organism in Eukaryota, Metazoa, Nematoda, Chromadorea, Rhabditida, Aphelenchoididae.